This is a messenger RNA of Erpetoichthys calabaricus (reedfish), 1906 nucleotides long. RefSeq names its product sodium/potassium-transporting ATPase subunit beta-1-interacting protein 4-like. NCBI's taxonomy places the organism in Eukaryota, Metazoa, Chordata, Cladistia, Polypteriformes, Polypteridae. The record is from RefSeq and is a predicted model, not a curated record. The transcript is spliced from 7 exons. Gene Ontology annotation, biological process: regulation of sodium ion transport. The coding region runs from base 434 to 1060 and encodes 208 amino acids.
ACAUCCCAGAAAAUAACUAAACGCAAAGCUCCUAGGGACUGCCAGCAGAAAAGGAUAUUCGCCUUUAAUGGGACAACACCCCCUCCCUCCCAGCCAUUCCCUCCUACAUCAACGGCCGCUGCUUUGUACUCAGCGUCAACUUUCCAGGAGUGAGGAGCGCAGCACCAGCACCAACACCAGCGCUGUCGGGACCGCGAAGCUUAAGAGGCGCUCCGGCCGCACUACAGCAUGACGAGGACGCCGCCGCUGCCACCGCCACCACCGCCGCGUCCGCACAAGUGAACAGCUGCGCUCAGCUCGGCUCCGAUCCUGAGGGGUUUCACAAAGAUCGCCUCUGCUACUUUUAUCAUGUUGGAAAGAAAAGCCUGAUUGAUUUUUCUCUCAUUGUGAUAAAAACAGAUACUUUCAGAUCCACAUCCCUUUGGCGAUUAAAAUGGGUUGUUGCACCGGACGCUGCACGCUGAUUUUUCUCUGCACUUUGCAACUGCUGGCAGCAUUGGAACGGCAGGUCUUUGAUUUUCUUGGAUAUCAGUGGGCACCCAUCCUUGUGAACUUCUUUCAAAUCAUAAUCGUCAUUUUGGGCUUGUUUGGGACUAUUCAGUACAGACCUCGCUACAUUGUGGUGUAUGCUGUGUGGACAACCUUGUGGGUCACUUGGAAUGUAUUUAUUAUCUGCUUUUAUUUGGAAGUUGGUGGACUUUCAAAGGAAAGUGAUCUCUUAACCUUCAACAUAUCAGCUCAUCACUCAUGGUGGAGUGAACACGGUCCUGGAUGCGUUCGCAAGGAAAUGCCAGCGACAGGAGUCAAGAGUUUUGACAGCCAGUCCUACAUCUCUGUAAUGGGCUGCAUUGUUGAAUAUCAGUACAUUGAGGUCCUGCAGAGCUCCUGUCAGAUACUCAUUGCUCUCGUGGGAUUUGUCUAUGCUUGUUAUGUUGUAAGCGCCUUCACAGAGGAGGAGGACAGCUUUGAUUUUAUUGGCGGAUUUGAUCCAUUCCCACUCUACCAUGUCAAUGAGAAACCAUCCCAUCUACUCUUAAAGCCGAUGUACCUGUCUACGUAAAUAGGAAAGCACAAUCCUGCAGGGAGAGCUCUUUCACUAUGGCCUACAUGAGGAUCUUCUGGACAAGACUCUCUCGAAGCCUUUCAAUGAUCCUAGGCACAUAAUUGAGGAGAGAAAACCAACAUUCCAAUUAUAAUUUUUUUUUCUGUUUAUAAUGAAUGAAUUAUGUUAAUUUGAUAUGUGUGCUUGUGCUGUCCAAGGCGGACGUGUUUUACUAUCAAAGGAAAGAAGAAAAGUUAACAACCGCGUGUUUUCUGGUAUCAUAGAAUAAUAGUUGUGACGACGAGAAGGACGGAGAUGAGCAGUCUGUAAAAUGUCAGUAUGGAAAAUGUGAGCCUUUAUGUAUUCGCCGACAAGGUAAAAAUUAAGUGUUGUUCAAAAUUAUAUAGUUUUCCAAAACCUGAAAGCAAUGCUAACUCGUUCCUGUUGGCAUCAUUUACUGCUUUGUCAAGGUGCAACUUUUUUCGUUGUGCUUAUUAACCCCUCAGCAGGUCCGAAAUGCAUGUGUAGUCAGCGCUUGCCCGGCGUAAUUUCUUGUUAUGGCGUAUGCUCUGCAAACUAUCGAAUGUUUUUAUACACAGAAAAGAACUGCAGGGCAGAGCAAACGCAUACGUGAUCAUAAACUCUUCAUCUUUUUAUUGGUGCUUUGUUCUCAUUAUUUUGCAAAUAUUCUCUGACCAUUAAGUCUCUACUGCCCCCUAGUGUUUAUUGUGCCACUGUUUUGGAAAAAAAUGAAUGCUUUGAGCCAGUAUUUCAUAUCAAGUUUUAAAUGAGCCCAUUCUUGGUCAAAUGGUACUUGUGUUAUUAGUUACUGGUGUAAAAAUGUGAAAGUUAAUUUGUAAUUGG